Meloidogyne enterolobii is the source of this 1407-nucleotide messenger RNA. The record is from the annotation of a GenBank genome assembly. Lineage: Eukaryota; Metazoa; Nematoda; Chromadorea; Rhabditida; Meloidogynidae.
AUGAUACAGACACAUAUGCAACUCCCUUUUAUGGGCACAGUUGCCGCCGAUGACUUUUAUCAUGGAACAAGAGCAGCAUUGGCUGGUGGAACAACCAUGAUCAUUGACUUUGCUAUUCCACCAAAAGAAAGUACUCCAUUAGAUGCUUAUAAACAAUGGAGGGAAUGGGCAGACCCUAAAGUUCGGUUUUUUUCGGUUAAGAAAUUUUUUAAAAAUAAACAGGUUUGUUGUGACUAUGGCCUUUCUAUGGCUAUUACUAAUUGGAAUGAAAAAAUAGCUGAGGAAAUGGAAAUAUUGGUUAAGCAAGAAUUUGGAAUCAAUUCCUUCAAAUUUUUUCUCGCCUACGAAACUGUUUUUAUGGGCCUCAAACAGUGUGCAAAAUUAAGAGCUUUAGCACGUGUCCACGCAGAAAACGGGCAUGUUAUAGCCGAAAAACAAAAGGAAUUGUUAGAAAUUGGAAUUACUGGGCCUGAAGGACAUGUUCAAUCAAGACCUGAACAGUUAGAAGCUGAAGCUACCAAUAGAGCUUGUACUAUUGCAAAAAUGGCAAAUUGCCCUCUCUAUGUUGUUCACGUUAUGACUAAAGGAGCAGCAUCUGCUAUAGCUGCCCAAAGGCAAGGUAAUGGAGGUCUUCCAAUUUUCGGAGAGCCAAUAGCUGCCGGAUUGGCGCUUGAUGGAUCACAUUAUUUUAAUGAAGAUUUUAGUCAUGCAGCUGCAUUUGUGCUUUCACCUCCUCUGAGCAAAGACCCGAGCACUCCAAAUGCUUUAAUGGAUUUAUUGGCAUGCGGGCAACUAGAUUUAGUCGCCACAGACAACUGUACUUUUACUUGUCAGCAAAAGAGAAUGGGUCUUGGGGAUUUUACGAAAAUUCCGAAUGGUGUGAACGGUGUUGAGGACCGAAUGUCACUAGUUUGGGAAAAGGGUGUCUGCAGUGGAAAAUUAAAUCCAAUGCGUUUUGUGGCUGUUACUAGUACAAUGGCAGCAAAAAUAUUUAAUAUUUAUCCACAAAAGGGAAGAAUACAGGAAGGGUCUGAUGCAGAUAUUGUUAUAUGGAAUCCAAAUUCUAAUAGAAAAAUUUCUGCAAAAACUCAUCAUCAUGCUACAGAUUUUAAUGUUUUUGAAGGAAUGGAAGUACGUGGAGUACCAGAAGUGACUAUUUCUCGAGGAAAUGUUGUUUGGAAUUGUGGUGAACUUAAAGUUGAACCUGGAUGGGGAAAGUUUGUUCCUCUACUAGCGAAUUGCCCAUAUAUUUUUGGAGCACAAGAAACACGUGAAAAAGUAUUUAAACUUUUAUUUGGAGUAAAUUUAGAAAAUAUAGUAAAGGGAUCAGGGUUGCCGCCCGAAACCCGAUACUUGAAACCCGAAAUCCGGCAUUUUUUUGCACCAGAAACCCUUGACCCGGAAUGA